GGCAGGCAGCCGCGGACCAGUUCAGUAAGCUAGCUGCAGAAGUGUGCACUCGGCAGUCUCCGUGUUUCUCCAGUCAAAGGAAAUAGCGUCUCAACACUUAUGCCACACAGCGGACACCGGCCGAACGCUGAGCAAGGACUAGACUGCAACCUGACGGUUUUCUGGAUUUAUUAUUAGCCAACCGUUUAUAAAAGGAUUACCGACCACUGUAACGGAUUUCUAACGAGGCGGUCCCAAAUGAAAGCGAUGUGAUGAAACAGCGAGAGAAAAAUCCACUCCAAGUUGGAAUAAUUUCGCCGGACGGAUAUAUCUUCAUGUUGCUCUUCAAGUUCCUUCAGGAAACGCUGAAAAAGUCGAAACGGGCUGGGAAACACUCGGGCAAGCUGUCGGUUUGCUAUGAGAUUUUAACUCUGUCACUGAAGAAAAAGAUGGCAGCGGAACUGUUUUCAGCUAAGAGCCACACCAACCUCCAGAGCGCCGGGACCACCGCAGUCAGCCCGUCCGAGGAGAACAGCCUCGGGUCGGUCACGCAGCCGCUCAGCCCCGCCACGACACCCACCACCCAGCAGAACAUCCUCAACAACAACACAGAGAAACCCGCCGUGAGUGCGGCUCACCCGACGCUCCGAGAGAGAAACGCCUCAAUGUUUAAUAACGAACUGAUGGCUGACGUCCAUUUUAUUGUCGGACCACCAGGAGACACUCUCAGAAUUCCGGCACAUAAGUACGUCCUGGCCGUGGGGAGCUCCGUCUUCUGCGCCAUGUUUUACAGCGACCUGGCGGAGACCGAUUCCGAGAUUCACAUCCCAGAUGUGGAGCCGGCCGCGUUCCUCAUCCUCCUGAGGUACCUGUACAGCGACGAGAUCGAGCUGACGCCAGACACCGUGAUGGCCACCCUGUACGCCGCCAAGAAGUACCUGGUGGGGGCGCUGUCGCGCGCCUGUGUGGCCUUCCUGGAGACGGGGCUGGAGGCGGGAAACGCCUGCGUGCUGCUCAGCCAGAGUGUGCUCUUCGAGGAGCCCGGCCUAUCGCAGCGCUGCUGGGAAAUGAUUGACGCGCAGGCCGAGCUGGCCCUCCAAUCAGAGGCCUUCUGCCAGAUGGACCCGCCCACGCUGGACCGCCUGCUGCGGCGCGAGACGCUGAGCGCGCGGGAGGCGAGUGUGUUCUCUGCCGUGGGCCGCUGGGCGGAGGCCGAGUGUGUGCGGCGCGGGCUGAGUGUGUGUGCGCGGAACAAGCGCAGUGUGUUGGGGCCGGCGCUGGCGCUGCUCCGCGUCGCGUCGCUCUCGCUGCAGGAGUUCGCCGACGGCCCCGCCCAGUCCGACCUGCUGACGCUCGAGGAGACCAAUCAGAUGUUCCUCUGGUACACCGCCGCCAACAAGCCCCACCCCCCCUUCCCCUCGUCGCCACGGCGAGGACUCCGCCCCCAGCGAUGCCACCGCUUCCAGUCAGCCGCGUACCGGAGCAACCAGUGGCGUUACCGCGGGCGCUGCGACAGCAUCCAGUUCUUGGCCGACCGACGGCUCUUCCUGGCCGGCGUGGGUCUGUACGGGUCGAGCGGCGCCGCCGCUGAGUACGGCGUGCGGAUGGAGCUGAAGCGGCAGGGCGCGUCGCUGGCGGUCACACACACACGCUUCACCUCCGACGGCUCCAGCGCCGUGUUCCCCGUUCUGCUGGAGCACCCGGUGCUGGUGGAACCGGAUGCGUUCUACACGGUCAGCGUGGUUCUGGAGGGAACCGAGCUCAGCUACUUUGGGCAGGAGGGCCUGACGGAGGCGCAGAGUGGGAACGUCACCUUCCAGUUCCAGUGUUCUGCAGACAGCACCAACGGAACCGGCGUCCAGGGGGGACAGAUCCCAGAGCUGGUGUUCUACGCCUGAGGACACACACACACACACAGACAGACAGACAGACACACACACACACACACACACUCAGACUGGACAGAUCCCAGAGCUGGUGUUCUACGCCUUAGGAUUGCACUGAGGCUCACACACACACAGGACUCGACUCUUACAGGACACACACACACACACACACACACACACACACACACACACACACACACACACACACACACACACACACACACACACACACACACACACACACACACACACACACACACACACACACACACACCCUCUGCACUGCUGGAACUGCCAGACUCCAGGGCUGUGUAUUAUGCCACUGACAGAUGAAUGCCCUUUCUUUGGACUUAUUUAUUUUCUUAAAAAAAACAAAAAACAAAAAAAACACCAUAAUUUAAUUCUCUAAACCUUAUUUUAAUUUAAAGCUGUUAUUGUAUUUUAAUUGUUGUUUAAUUAUUGGCCUUGAGAUGUGGCUGGACACUGGAUUUGCACUUGACCGGCUCGCUGCCUGCUGGCCUCUCGUUCCGCUGUAGCUAACUUAACACCACAGACUUUAUUAUUUUAUUAUAUAAUUAUUCAUGUUUUAUUCUUAUUAUGUGUUCAUUGUCAACUGACAGCACACUGUUGCUCCUGAACCUGAGGUCAUAAAACUUUUUUUACUGAGAAAACUUGCACUCAUCUCCCCUCAUUUGAACAGGGACACUCAGCAGUACUACACGCACACACACAGAGACAGACA
Molecule: messenger RNA, 2607 nt
Organism: Alosa alosa (allis shad)
Lineage: Eukaryota; Metazoa; Chordata; Actinopteri; Clupeiformes; Clupeidae
Product: BTB/POZ domain-containing protein 6-B-like
Exons: 5
Coding region: 252-1877 (541 amino acids)
Biological process (GO): neurogenesis
Cellular component (GO): cytosol
Molecular function (GO): protein binding
Source: RefSeq, a predicted model, not a curated record